CAGUCGAAGUCGGAGGUGAACUUAUUUCCGUCUCGUCCAUUGGUUUGGAGAAGGAGGAAGAUUAUCAUCGUCGUCAUAGCUUCCUGAAACCCCCCCAAAAAAUGGAUUUAAUAGAAUUCAGCUUUUAAAAACUGACAUUUUUCAAAGGAUUAGAAAAGGACUGGAAUCACAGCAAAUGGAAGUUGAGGGACCCUCUAACACAGGGGUAGGCAACUAGAUUCAGUUGGGGGACGAUUUUUGUUGGAGCGGAUGGUUGGGGGGUCGGAACAUAAUUAUAAUAAUUUGUACAUUACAAAUUGACCACAACAAAACCCAAAUAGAGAUUGUAUUUGAAAAUAACAAUACUUUCCUACUUUGAUUACAUUGAUUUUACUGUCUUUUUUAAUCCCCCCAAAAACUAAAAUCCUGAAAAAAAUUAAAAUACUUAAAAACAUUUUAUUUUAUUUUUACUAAAGACUUUGGGGGGGGGGGCAACAACAACAAAAAAAUAACUUGUGGGCCGGUUUUGGCCUGUUGCCGACCCCUGCUCUAACAAAGCAGCAGCAUCUCACCCACCAUGACUACAUGUACUUUUACCAGUAUGAAACCAAUCCAGUCUGCGUUCCCUAGAACGACCACAGAACUGCCUUCCAUUUCUUCAUCCUCUUCCUCAUUGCCUCAACUGGGUGGCCAGAGCGGCUUCAGGAGAGUCUGCACCACAGAUGAACCCACUGCCUGUCCAAUCCCUGGACUGGCAGCAGGCGUGCUCGAAAUGAGAGUGAAGGAAGGGAGCAAGAUCCGAAACCUCUUGAGAUUUGUAAUGGCUCGUAUGCAGAGGGAGGAACAGGAAGUGGAUGGGAGUCAGAUUCAGACCAUGCUGAGUGUGAAAGAGGGAGUGACAGUGGACAGGAUUCAGAUGGGGAAGAGGCAAGGAGAGGGAGUCAUGGACAUUGGCCGGAGUCAGACCCGGACCGGGCUGAGAGUGAGACAGGUGGUUUUCACUGGAUCAGGAAAAGGGAUCACCAAAACCAUAACAUGUGUUGAGAUCCUGAAACGGAAAGUGGGAGGACUACACCAGUUAUCCAAGCUCCACUACAAGACUGUGAGUGAGGUGUGGGAGAGUCAGGAGACUGACAUGACACCCAGGUCAAGGAUGACUGUUCAUAAGACUGUUCCUGCUAUCACUAUCCUGCUCUCCAAACACCCAUUGGACCCAAGUGAGCCUGGGUAUCAGCCCCCAGAAACCCAGCAUGGUCCUAGCUACCAACCCCAAGGGUACCAGCCUCCUAGGUAUCAGCCCCCAGAAACCCUGCAUGAUCCUAGCUACCAACCCCAAGGGUACCAGCCUCCUAGGUAUCAGCCCCCAGAAAUCCUGCAUGAUCCUAGCUACCAACCCCAAGGGUACCAGCCUCCUAGGUAUCAGCCCCCAGUGACGCUAUGUGACAGUGUGAAAAUUCAACCUCGACCACAGCUUGAACUCCGCAAAACACAACUGUUGUCAAUACCACUGACCCAGAAAAGCCAAAGCCCUUUUUGGUUCCAGAGUACCGGUACCUCUAGGUCUCAGGAGGGCAGUAGAGAUGCACAGAGCUGUACGCCACACCUGUAUGCAGCCUCGGAGAAAGAGAGGAAAACAGCAGGAGGAGAGAUACUCUACAGUCCUUGUUCAUACAUAUUGCCUGGUCCUGAAGCCAAGAGAACCUGUAUGGAGAACCACCUGUUCCCCUCGACUCCCUCAACUUGAAAGAAACUUGAGUUCCAUCUAUUCUGUGCUCCUGUUAGACACAACAGAGAAACAGAGGAAAGUGAGGAGACAACUGGAAGAGAUUGCUUUUGAGUAAAAGUUUAGGCU
Oncorhynchus gorbuscha (pink salmon) is the source of this 1831-nucleotide messenger RNA. RefSeq names its product adhesive plaque matrix protein-like. The record is from RefSeq and is a predicted model, not a curated record. The transcript has a single exon. Gene Ontology annotation, cellular component: ribonuclease MRP complex. Bases 557 to 1723 code for a protein of 388 amino acids. Gene Ontology annotation, molecular function: RNA binding. Lineage: Eukaryota; Metazoa; Chordata; Actinopteri; Salmoniformes; Salmonidae. Gene Ontology annotation, biological process: tRNA 5'-leader removal.